AUGGAGAUCAAGAACGACCGUAAGACUGGAAUGGUGACUGUGCGACAAACCAAGUUUCUCAAGUCCGUGUUGACCAAGUUCGGAAUGGAUAACAGCAAGCCAGUGAAGACGCCUCAAGAUCCCGGUCUGAAGCUCACCAAGAACAUGUGUGACCAAGAAUGCAAGUGCGAAGACACCAUGUGCAAUGUGCCAUAUUGA
Messenger RNA from Peronospora matthiolae, 198 nucleotides. Lineage: Eukaryota; Oomycota; Peronosporomycetes; Peronosporales; Peronosporaceae. The record is from the annotation of a GenBank genome assembly.